Molecule: messenger RNA, 3326 nt
Organism: Glycine soja
Lineage: Eukaryota; Viridiplantae; Streptophyta; Magnoliopsida; Fabales; Fabaceae
Product: protein ADP-ribosyltransferase PARP3
Exons: 18
Coding region: 539-2986 (815 amino acids)
Molecular function (GO): zinc ion binding; NAD+ poly-ADP-ribosyltransferase activity
Source: RefSeq, a predicted model, not a curated record
ACUUGUCUGCAUGUUAACUUUUUCAACCCAUGAAGUAAACACCAACUCCUUUAUCUUUUGGGGAAAGAGAAAAAAAAGAAGAAAAACAGAAAAGUUGUUUAUCUCCUUCCUCGAAUAUAUAAGCACCGUUUUCUGACGCCAAUCCAACCGAAUGGUGCAUGCAAGGGUCAGCAGAGUCAGAUUAAAGGAUGUGAACAGAAGAAUAAUUGAUGAUGAAUGGAACAAGAAACAUAAUGGCAUGAUUUUCCCACAUGUCACCGUUUAAAGCCUCAAAAUGUACAUAGUUGGCCACGUGUCAAGAGCUAGCAAACGUGGCAUGUUGUUGUGACGACAAGAAGAUUUGGUUUUCUUGUGAGAACUGAGAACUCAAUGUACGUGGCAGUUCAGGGCUGUUGUUGUUGUCUCAGUUGUUCAGAGAAUCAAAGCUUAUUUAGUGCACAUCAUAUGCGAGUCCUCAGACUCUGAACUACAUGCUUUUGUUCAUCAUAGUAGUAGUGGAGAGGUCUUUCAUUAUUCAGUUGGAUUUAGCACCACCAAGAUGAAGGUUCAAGAAACGAGGUCGCAUGUUCAUGCACUUGGGGAAGAAGAGAAGGUGAUGACAAGGAAGCAGAAGGCUGAGUCCAAGGCACAUGAAGUGGAACAUUCUCCAAAGAAGGCCAAGGUGGAAAAAGAAGAUGGCCACAUCAACGGGAAAUCUUAUACUGGCGUUGCAGAAGAAUAUGAUGAGUUCUGCAAAGCCACAACCGAGCACCUUCCUUUGGAACAAAUGAGAGACAUUCUGGAGGCCAAUGGCCUUGAUUCUUCUGGCUCUGAUCUUGAAAUUACAAGAAGAUGCCAAGACUUGCUGUUUUAUGGUGCAUUGGACAAAUGCUCGGUUUGCAAUGGGAGUUUGGAGUUUGAUGGCAGACGUUAUGUUUGCAGAGGGUUCUACAGUGAGUGGGCUAGUUGCACUUUCAGCACCAGAAACCCUCCAAGGAAACAGGAACCCAUUAAGUUACCUGAUUCUGUUCAGAACUCUCUGGCUUCAGACUUGCUAAAGAAAUAUCAGGACCCGAGUCACAGGCCUCACAGGGAUCUAGGCUUAGCAGAAAAACCCUUUACUGGAAUGAUGAUCUCUCUGAUGGGUCGUCUUACUCGGACACACCAUUAUUGGAAAACAACUAUUGAAAAGCAUGGAGGGAAGGUGGCAAACUCUAUAAUUGGGUCAACUUGUUUGGUAGCUUCACCUGCUGAGCGAGAACGUGGUGGCACAUCCAAACUUGCAGAAGCCAUGGAGAGGAGUAUACCAGUGGUUAGGGAGGCUUGGUUGAUUGACAGCAUUGAAAAGCAAGAACCACAACCUUUGGAAGCUUAUGAUCUUGUCUCUGAUCUUUCUGUGGAUGGCAAGGGUAUCCCCUGGGACAAACAAGAUCCUGGGGAAGAGGCUAUCGAAUCACUCUCAGCAGAACUCAAGCUUUAUGGGAAGAGAGGAGUCUAUAAAGAUACCAAGUUGCAGGAACAAGGUGGAAAGAUAUUUGAAAGAGAUGGGAUACUAUACAACUGUGCCUUCUCUGUUUGUGACCAAGGGCGAGGACUGAAUGACUACUGUGUCAUGCAACUGAUUGUUGUCCCAGAGAAUCGUUUGCAUCUGUACUUUAAGAAAGGGAGAGUUGGGGAUGAUCCAAAUGCAGAGGAGCGAUUAGAAGAGUGGGACAAUGUAGAUGGUGCUCUGAAAGAGUUUGUGAGGCUCUUUGAGGAAAUAACAGGAAAUGAGUUUGAACCUUGGGAAAGAGAGAAGAAGUUCCAAAAGAAACCUUUGAAGUUUUACCCCAUUGACAUGGAUGAUGGAAUUGAAGUUAGACAUGGGGCACUAGGUCUUCGGCAGCUGGGGAUAGCAGCAACACACUGCAAACUUGAGCCUUUGGUUGCAAAUUUUAUGAAGGUCUUGUGCAGCCAGGAGAUAUAUAAGUAUGCAUUGAUGGAGAUGGGUUACGACUGUCCGGACCUUCCAAUAGGAAUGGUUACAAAUCUUCAUCUGAAAAAAUGUGAGGACGUUCUCUUAGAAUUCAUAGACAAGGUGAAAUCAUUGAAAGAGACUGGGCCCAAGGCUGAGGCUGUGUGGACUGAUUUUAGCCAAAGAUGGUUCACUCUGAUGCACUCCACAAGGCCUUUCAAUUUUAGAGAUUACCAAGAGAUUGCAGAUCACGCUGCUGCUGCGUUAGAGGGGGUGAGAGACAUAACCCAGGCUUCUCACCUCAUAGGAGAUAUGACUGGCUCAACCAUUGAUGACCCGUUAUCAGAGACAUACAAGAAAUUGGGUUGCUCAAUUUCUGCCUUGGACAAAAGUUCAGAUGAUUACGAGAUGAUUGUGAAAUACCUUGAAAAAACUUAUGAGCCGGUCAAAGUUGGUGACAUUGAAUAUGGGGUGUCAGUGGAAAACAUUUUUGCGGUUCAAACAGGUGGUUGCCCUUCCUAUGAAGACAUUAUAAAACUACCAAAUAAGGUUCUUCUAUGGUGUGGAUCACGAAGCUCAAACCUCUUGAGGCACUUGCAAAAGGGAUUCUUGCCAGCAAUAUGCUCAUUACCUAUUCCGGGUUAUAUGUUUGGCAAAGCUAUUGUCUGUUCUGAUGCUGCAGCAGAGGCUGCAAGAUAUGGUUUUACUGCUGUGGACAGGCCAGAAGGAUUCUUGGUUUUGGCCAUUGCUUCUCUAGGAAAUGAGAUUACCGAGUUGAAAACCCCACCUGAGGAUGCAUCAUCUUUGGAGGAAAAGAAGGUUGGAGUGAAGGGACCGGGGAAGAAGAAAACAGAUGAAUCGGAGCAUUUUGUUUGGAAAGAUGAUAUAAAAGUUCCUUGCGGUAAACUAGUUGCCUCAGACCAUCAAGAUAGCCCCCUGGAAUACAACGAGUAUGCUGUCUACGAUAAAAAGCGGGCACGCAUAAGCUACUUGGUGAGAGUGAAGUAUGAAGAGAAGGAAGAGAAGGGUGCGGUGAUUGACACAGCUGAAUGAUGGGACCAAAAAGGAUGUAAGGGAAGCUUUUCUUUUUUGUGAUGCGGGAAUUGAAAGCUAUGACCAUCUAUGUACUAGUGGUUUCUCUAGUUAGUGGAAGAUUUAUGUCAUUUUGAUGUAUAUUUACAUGUGAUAAAAUAGGCUGUAUGUGGUGUCACAUUUUGAUGUAUGUAUAGGUAAAUGGCCCGUUAGUUAGGGUAAGUAAAUAUUUUGUCCUACACAUGACGGCAUGAGAAUGGAACUACAUCUAACACUAUGUUGUUUCAGUCCUAGUUGACUACUCUGUCUGUAUGAAUGAGAUGAUAUAGUAGAAAUGGUAUAAUGAUGUCCUUUUGUUUAA